UUCUUGAAUGGACUGUUAAAUGAAUUACAUAAAUAAAAGCAAUUCAUGGCGGAAGUGCAUAUAAUUGGACAAAUACUGAAAGCUGUUGAUUUUGACGAACCACAUUUAUUCUGCAAGUGGAGUCUGCAAAGCGGCAACUCUUGGCGCUUGAUUCAGGGCGAGGUGCAGGGACAGACACACGUUGUCAGCCAUCGUCUGCAGAAUUGCUCAGACUUUGCCCAACCUCUGGACGUGCAUCUCUGUGCCGCUGCCAUUCAAGGCUGGCCACGCCUCCUCGUCGAAGUGUACGCCGUGAACGUGCUGCAACAGUGCUGGCCAGUUGGCUACGGCUUUGCCCACAUCCCUACAACGCCGGGCAACCAUCGCCUUGAGAUAAACACUUGGAAGAUUGCGCCAAGCACCUGGUGGCAAAGUAUUAGAGAACGAUUUGGAGGUGGCGGCGCAGCUCUCAGCAAAACCGAUCUGCUUUUUUCGGGCGUCGAGCGAUACAAAUUGCAGACUCGCAGUUCUGGUAAAGUUCUAGUGGAGCUCAACUUGAUCUUUCGCAAAUUUGAAGACUACGGGGUGGAGUUCAAGUAAAGGCAAUGGUGUCCCUGCUCUUCCUCUGCC
Drosophila nasuta is the source of this 609-nucleotide messenger RNA. It is a transcript of the gene B9d2, whose product is annotated as B9 domain-containing protein 2. Gene Ontology annotation, cellular component: MKS complex. Gene Ontology annotation, biological process: cilium assembly. The record is from RefSeq and is a predicted model, not a curated record. The transcript is spliced from 3 exons. The coding region runs from base 46 to 579 and encodes 177 amino acids. Lineage: Eukaryota; Metazoa; Arthropoda; Insecta; Diptera; Drosophilidae.